CACCUAAAACGACGUCGUAAAAACAAACUUAAGUGCCAUCCAUUGUUUCUUGCAAAACGGUGCAACUAUAAAACUCCCGCUCAGCUAAAAAAUCGGAGCACUGAAAUAAUUUCACACACACAACUCAGAACUCCAAGCUCUCCAAAGUCUGUAUCUAUCACCAUUGUAAUGGCGGAAACAAAAAUUGAGGAGAAAGUUGAAGAGGCCGCGAAAAUCGACUUGUUUGAAGACGAUGAUGAGUUUGAAGAGUUCGAAAUCGGUCUCGAGUUUGAGGAGAAGAACGAGAUAGGGACGGAUGUAACACAGGAGUGGGAGGAUGAUUGGGAUGAUGAUGAUGUCAAUGAUGACUUCUCGGUGCAGCUAAGGAAGGAGUUGCAGAAUGAUACGAGUGAGGAGAAGUGAUGACUUGCGUAUUUGGUAUUACUUAGCUACAGAGGGUUAAGGGUGUUUUCUUUAAUGUAGUUUAAUUUGGUAUAAGAAUACUUGAACUCUAGUGGAUGCUUUUUUAAAUAUAAUGUCUGACUUGUUCUCUGUGA
Daucus carota subsp. sativus is the source of this 536-nucleotide messenger RNA. Its product is annotated as protein DELETION OF SUV3 SUPPRESSOR 1(I). Gene Ontology annotation, biological process: proteasome assembly; double-strand break repair via homologous recombination; mRNA export from nucleus. Lineage: Eukaryota; Viridiplantae; Streptophyta; Magnoliopsida; Apiales; Apiaceae. Gene Ontology annotation, cellular component: proteasome complex; proteasome regulatory particle, lid subcomplex. The record is from RefSeq and is a predicted model, not a curated record. The transcript is spliced from 3 exons. The coding region runs from base 169 to 402 and encodes 77 amino acids.